CUCUUCCUACUACUCCACACAGCAGUAAUGGGAUAGAAGGCCGAUAUUUUCUUGAUUCCUAUCUCCAAGAUGAACUUAUUGGACCAAUUAGGGGUUUACUUGACACAGGAUCACAAGCCACUAUAUUGUCAUAUAGUUAUUUCCAACAAGAAUCUGGAGAAAGCAGCAGUAAGCGCCAAAACCUACUAUGAUCUGAAGACUACUCAAAAGGAGUACCGAAUUUCCGAUCAGGUUUAUCUCUAUAACUUCGCCCGGGAUCAGGUAAAGGAAAGGAAGUUCCUGCCUUCCUGGAAGGGACCCUAUGUCGUCACUGACAAAUUGUCACCUGUGGUCUACAAGAUCAAAAUUCCUAAGGGGGAUGAAUUUAUAGAGAAAUGGGUGCACAUUAAUCAAUUACGUGUUUGUCAUCCUAGGUCACAACUUCGCCAAAUGGAAGGAUUGCCGGAUGAUGAAGAGUAAAGAGAUAACAAGGUUCCAGCUAAAGACAGAAACCCAGGAUUGGUGCAAAAUGGCACAGAGGGUUGUUGCCGUUAUCUACAUCGUCCUGAUCUUGGGGAAGGAGUUCCAGGCCGAGCCGAUUGCUGUACCAGGCCCUUCAUCUGGGAUCAUGCUACAGGAUACCACGGGAUUCAUCUUGACGAAUAAGAGGAUUCUAUCCCAAAAGAUCUACGUCAGUUUGGACCCACGUGUCUUCGUCGAGAGACAGUUCAACAUUUCUGAGAUUUCGUCUCCGGAGAUAAAGAUUUGGUAUCAAAUGCACAUCGGCUAUUCCCAAGAAAGAGUUACACAGAUCCUGGAACAGACAAGGAAAACCAUGACCAGAGAACAGUUUUCAACAAGUCGACGACCAAAGCGGUUCAUUUCUGCAAUUACAGCCGCCAUAAUCUUUGCCGUAGUGGGCACUGUCAUUGCCACCGGUGUAUCGGCUGUUAAUUCCAUCUCCGUUAAGACAUUGGAACUUGAGAUCGGUUCACUGAAAAGGAACCUAAUGAGUAUUCAUGCAGAGAUGGAGAAUCAGAAGAAACAUUUAUCGGACUUAUAUUCCGUUGUAGAGGAUACUGUCGUUACUACCAACUUACACUCAAAAUUAUUGACUCAUUCAAUAAAUCUUCAGAAAAGUAAUGAACAGUUUAAACAAGAACUUAUUUCCCUAAAAGAACGCAUUGACUUCCAUACUCAAGUCUAUCAUGAUGAAGUACAAAGUGGGAUGCAGGACUUAAGGGAAGGACGCAUUCCCCUGUAUUUUGUUUCUUAUGAUAUCAUUCGUAAAAUGCUACAACAGGUCAGUGAAGAGAAAGUAGAGGACUUUCAACUGAACUUAGCGUUCAACAUGGGGAUUGCCAUACCAUUGUAUAUGGAUCCUAUAAAGAUGGAAAUCUGUUUUCUUCUGUCAAUUCCCGUUGUUUCUACAAAUAAUGUGUUCCAAAUGAAAAGAGUUCAUAAUGUGGGCACUUGGAAAGACAAUAUCCACGUUAGAAUUCAAACUCCUGACAUUGUAGCCUAUCAGCCCUGGAAACCGGACUGGCUUUCUGUCCCGAUUCUGGACAAUUGCGUAACAUUCCGGGACAACAAUUUCCAGUGCGAAGGCGAUCCUUUCAAUUAUGACGCAACUAACACGUUGUGUGGUCUUGAAUAUGAGACACAUGGAUCAGAAAAGUGCCAGGUGACCCUGUCUAAAAUCGAGGAGGAUAAGGUAGUGAACGCUGUUUUGAUACAAGACAAGUGGCUUGUUAGUACCCGUUUACCAGAUAUGACUGUUUUUUCAAAUGAUCAUGUGAUGGUGAAAGUCAUUGCCCUACCUUCUCGCGUCUCCAUUGUAAAAGUGCCCCGUAAUUCCAGGAUUAUGAUUGGAAACCGUACUCUAUAUCCGGUCGACAUAGGGGACGUUGAGGGGGAAGUGGAGAGUAUUGAUGCCUUCCAAAACCAAGAGAUUACCAUAAAUCCAGAUUUAAAAUUUCUGCUAGACAACAAGCCUAGCCACACAGUCCGCAUGGUAAUCAGGAAGGAUAACGUCACCAUGGACACGUUACAGUAUUCUGUGUCGGACACUGAUAUGUUACAUCCUUCUGUGUGGUCAUGGGGGGCGGAUUAUGUAUGGGGUGUGCUGAUUGUCAUCAUUCUGGGAUGGUUAAGUUUCCUGACCAUCCAAGUGGUGCGUUGGUUAAGAUUCUUCAGAAAAACUUUAGCAAAGCUUUGGUUAGAACAUUACAAACCGAAUCUGCGCACCCGGGUUCUUGAAGAACCCGAAUGAAAAGCCCUUUGUGACAUUCCAAUGUAAUCCAACUUCUCUAUUGGAUUACAUUGUGAUGAAGGGGGAUUUUGUUGUGCUUUUUCAUAAGUUUAAACAGUUAUACUUACUUAUUUUAGUUAUAAUGGGUAUUCAUUGCCUUUAAGAGCAA
This is a messenger RNA of Bufo gargarizans (Asiatic toad), 2399 nucleotides long. RefSeq lists its product as uncharacterized. The record is from RefSeq and is a predicted model, not a curated record. Lineage: Eukaryota; Metazoa; Chordata; Amphibia; Anura; Bufonidae. The transcript has 2 exons. Bases 446 to 2251 code for a protein of 601 amino acids.